Panicum virgatum (switchgrass) is the source of this 1062-nucleotide messenger RNA. RefSeq lists its product as uncharacterized. Bases 64 to 726 code for a protein of 220 amino acids. The transcript has 4 exons. Lineage: Eukaryota; Viridiplantae; Streptophyta; Magnoliopsida; Poales; Poaceae. The record is from RefSeq and is a predicted model, not a curated record.
UCUCGCCUGCAGUUGGCAGACACGCGCCCGCCGCUCAAACACCUCCUGUGCUCGAUCGUCGCCAUGGCCGCGCUGCAGAGCUUCCGCUUUGUCUCGCCGUCGUCGACCUCCGCGAGCGCGAGGCCGCCCAGCAGCACGUUGGCUUCCGCUCCGGCAGGCCGGCGCGAGCGCUGCUUCCCGGGCCUAUCGCUGCGCCACCACCGGUCGGCCGCCCUCCGCCCGUGCGUCGUGGUGCGGGCGCAGAGCCACGGCGGCGCCCAGCAGCCGGCGGCCGCCGACCGUUAUUUCGUCGAGGAGAGCGAGCACGUGAUGAAGCGCUACCGCGAGAUCAUCUUAAUCGACCAUGGAUGCCUGUACGUGGAGGCCACGUCCAUGUCGGGACAGGUCUGCCUGUCAGCAAACCAAGCUCUCAAGAUGGCUUCCAGCGUUAUGGACAGUGCAGGCCUGAACCUUGGUGCGCCGAAUGAAAUCUCUCCGGGCACAAUCCACGUGACUCUUGGCGCGUACGUGAAGAUCUUCCUCGACGCAGUCGACGCCUCCUACACCAAAUCGGUUCGGAAGGGCACUGUGAUGUCCUUCCUCGGCGCUCUCAGAGGGCUCGCCUCCAUCAGCCACAUCUUGCUCGACACCGCGCUUGAAGCCCUCGCCCACACGCACCCGAGAGCUAGCCUGUCUGAGUACGCUUUCAACCGCGACAUGGAGGGCAUGCGCGACGAGUUUAGUUAGCAGGCAGAUGGAUGACCUUGAAGAUGCAAUCAGCAAGGCCGCUUCACCCGUUGAGAUUGGCAAGUUGGUGAUACCUGCAAUUCUGGAAGGUGUGGAGAUAUAUCACGUCAUCUUUUGUGGGGCUUGUGGUAGCUCGCCGCAAAAGAGCGCUAGGAAAAGCAUCCCAGAGUGAAGUAGCAGUAUAGUUUCUUGCUUGUAGAUUGUAUAGGAUUAAUACCACAGGCCGGGCCGGGGGCGCCGUUGGAGGACCGCCCGCUGUGUUUCGGUUUGUUUGGCUUUUGCAUGGGUUGCUAUGUUUUGACGUUGUUUAUCGUCUAUGUGACAUGUGAAUUAAUC